GGCAGGCGGGGCGCGGCGCGUGCGCGGGGAAGAUGGCGCUACGUCUGCUGCGGAGGGCGGCGCGCGGAGCGGCGGCGGCGCUGCCGAGGCUGAAAGCUCCUCUGGCGGCCGAUGUGCCCAGGCUUGGCUAUAGUUCCUCAUCCAAUCACAAGUACAUUCCCCGGAGGGCAGUGCUCUAUGUACCUGGAAAUGAUGAAAAGAAAAUAAAGAAGAUUCCGUCCCUGAAUGUAGAUUGUGCAGUGCUCGACUGUGAGGAUGGUGUGGCCAUGAACAAAAAGACUGAAGCUCGAUUAAGAAUAGUAAAAACUCUUGAAGACUUUGAUCUGGGCCCAACCGAAAAGUGUGUGAGAAUCAACUCGGUGUCCAGUGGCCUGGCCGAAGAAGACCUGGAGACCCUCCUGCAGUCCCGGGUCCUUCCUUCCAGCCUGAUGCUACCCAAGGUGGAAGGGCCUGAGGAAAUCCAGUGGUUUUCAGACAAAUUUUCAUUCUACUUAAAAGGCCGAAAACUUGAACAACCUAUGAAUUUAAUCCCUUUUGUGGAAACUGCAAUGGGUUUGCUCAAUUUUAAGGCAGUGUGCAAAGAAGCAGUAGAGGCCGGGCCUCCAGUGGGCCUUUUCCUAGACGCUGUCGUUUUCGGAGGAGAAGACUUUCGAGCCAGCAUAGGUGCAACAAGUAGUAAAGAAACCCAAGAUAUUCUCUACGCCCGACAAAAGAUUAUUGUUGUGGCGAAGGCCUUCGGUCUACAGGCCAUAGACCUGGUGUACAUCGACUUUCGAGACGAAGAGGGGCUUCUCAGGCAAGCGAGAGAAGGAGCUGCGAUGGGAUUUACGGGUAAGCAGGUGAUACACCCUAACCAAAUUGCAGCCGUCCAGGAGCAGUUUUCUCCUUCCCCUGAAAAAAUUAAGUGGGCUGAAGAACUGAUCGCCGCCUUUGAAGAGCAUCAACAAUUAGGAAAGGGAGCCUUUACUUUCCGAGGGAGUAUGAUCGACAUGCCAUUACUGAAGCAGGCCCAGAACAUUGUUACGCUUGCCACAUCCAUCAAGGAGAAAUGAUCUGCUAAAUCAAGCUCUCAUCAGGCAACCCUCUGCUUCAACCCAACUGCCCUUCCCAUCCUCUGUGCUGGUCCGGAUGACCCCUCCAGGCUCUGACAGGAUGAAAGCGCAAGAUGUUCUAGUCUCCACUCCAGUUACAGACAACCCCCAAACCCUACCGGGGGCCUCCUCAAGCCAGGAGCUCACUGAGAGACAAGCCCUCCCUGUGAGGAGCCUCAGAUGCGGGGGUGAAGGCAUUUGGAUCUUGGGGAAAGCAGUCCCCUCAGCAAGGCCUCCACACCCAGCACCAACAGGCCCAUGGGUUCCUAGGUCCCCAACCAUGUUGGAACAGUCACCACGCCCUUAAUCUCAAGCUGCACUUUGUUCAAACAAAGCCACCUUGCUGUGUAAAUCUCCCCAAGUGUCAAAUUUAUCAUCUUCCUUAUAACCCCCUGGUCCUGAUUAUGGUAGGGUCA
Myotis daubentonii (Daubenton's bat) is the source of this 1507-nucleotide messenger RNA. RefSeq names its product citramalyl-CoA lyase (gene CLYBL). The record is from RefSeq and is a predicted model, not a curated record. Lineage: Eukaryota; Metazoa; Chordata; Mammalia; Chiroptera; Vespertilionidae. Gene Ontology annotation, molecular function: (S)-citramalyl-CoA lyase activity. Gene Ontology annotation, biological process: regulation of cobalamin catabolic process.